This is a messenger RNA of Apaloderma vittatum (bar-tailed trogon), 2200 nucleotides long. RefSeq names its product nuclear receptor coactivator 4 (gene NCOA4). The record is from RefSeq and is a predicted model, not a curated record. Gene Ontology annotation, molecular function: transcription coactivator activity. NCBI's taxonomy places the organism in Eukaryota, Metazoa, Chordata, Aves, Trogoniformes, Trogonidae. Bases 10 to 1815 code for a protein of 601 amino acids. Gene Ontology annotation, biological process: intracellular iron ion homeostasis; response to hormone. The transcript has 9 exons.
ACUUCAAGAAUGAGUCCUCCACAAGACAGAAGUAGAAAUUCCUGCAGCAGCGAGCCUCUGGCAAAGUGCCUUCAAGCAAAGAAGGACUUAGAAACAGCUAUAUCUGGAAUUGUCAAAGCUGAACAACAGAUUAAAGAGAACUGGCGGGAGGUAAAAGCGAAGAUUCACAGCCACAUCAGCCGCCACCUGGAAUGCCUGCGCAGCCGUGAGGUUUGGCUGUUUGAGCAGGUAGAUCUCAUCCAGCAGCUGAAAGAGGAGGCGUUGCAGCAGCAGGCACAGCAGCUCUAUUGGUAUUUGGGACAAUUCAAUUGCCUUAUUCAUCAGCUGGAACGCUCCUAUAGUAACGAACUAGCAAACCAGAUUUCACUUUGCCUGGAGAGACUAGAAAGUCUUACUCUUAAACCAGAGGAGUCUUCCAUCCUGAAUUUUGAGGCUGACACAUCUUACCUUCGCCAGGCUAUUACCUCGUUUGGUUCAAUUAAAACAAUGCAAACCUCAGAGAGAGAGAAUACUUCUCCCUGGUUCCCAGGGCAGAACUGUGCCCUAAUGAACUGCGAGCAGCAGAAAACCUUGUGUGGGACAGUGAGCGCCUCACUUGCUGACUGGUUACUUGGAAGCAGACCUGCGGGUGUUUGCCAGGCUCCGUAUGUUCCCAGCACCAAUCUUGAAGAAUGGGUUACGCAGAAAUGUGCAUCGGAGCCCAGCCAGGAUUUAAAUUCUUCCAAAGUCUGUUAUUUUGAGCAAGCCUGGGGAAAUCUGAAAGAUUUGGAAAACUGGCUCCUGCAGAAUCAACAGUGUGAUGUUGCCGGGAAGGCAGACCCCCCUGGCUGCAAGGACUCCACGUCUACUUUCAACUCAUCCUUUUCCGCUCUUGAAAAGGUGGAGGAAUUGGAGUCCCUUGGAGAAGAAGAGAUGGAUCUUUCUGACUGGUUGCUCACUCCUGACACAGAAAAUGGAAGUGGUGUUUCAGAUGGGAAAUGGAAGUAUGAAUUCAGACCUUUUAGGGAGGAAUUUAAUUUGAGUGAUUGGCUCCUCAAAGCUGAAACCUGCACCAAUUGUCGUGGCAGCCAGAUCAAAAGCGUGGAAAUCGAGAACCUGGGAAAUCUGAAGUGCCUGAAUGAGCAUCUUGACGGAAAGAAAUCACCCACGACAUCUGCCGUAAAUGCUUGGCUACUUCAGCAUCCCCAGGCGCCAUUUAAAGUGGAAGAUGUGUGCAAAGCCAAUGACCUAUGUGCCAGCUUUUCAGAAUGCGUGUGCGAUGAAAACUGUGGAAAAGAGGCUCUGUGUAAAUGGCUUCUGAGGAAAGAAGGGAAGGAUAAAAACGGAGUUCCAGUCAGCCAGAAAGAUGCACCAAACCCUGAGCACGAGAAGACCAAGUCUGCUGCUGGUACCUGGCUUAACCCUGCCCAGCAGCUCAUGGAGGGACCUGUUAGUGUGGAGAAAGCGGAUUAUUCAGCAGAAAUCGCGGAACCCUUGAAAGUGCUGCUCGAAAGGCCUCUGACAAGCUGGCUGGCCAAGUCUGAGCACAAAGCAGAAAGCACAGAAGAAAAGGCGAGUAGGGAAAAAGCAGAUAAUAGUUUCAAGAGUCCUUUCCUAGACCUCUUGGCUCCAUUCCACCUCCCCUUGAAUGUGAACAGUUGGGUGUUGACUUCAAACAGUCUGGAAAACGCGAACACGCCUUCAGCAGAAGAUAAAUGGCUCCUGCGCAAGAAAGCACAGGACUUUGGCCUUCCUACAGUCUGUGACCUUUUUGCCUGUAUGAAACUCAACGGAGAAACAGAAAAAUGGCUGUACCGAACUCCUUUACAGAUGUGAAGAACUGGAAGCAUCAGAAUCGUCCCCUUCCUGAUGAUUCGCACAUCACGCUGAGUGACUGCAGCCAGCUGAAUUCUUGUGUUUUGUGUUUGACCGUCUGCUUUUUCUUCUAAAAUUGUAACAAAAAGAAAGAUUACUCAUAUACCAGAGUUACGGUGCAGAAGAUACCUUUUUGUUAUUAAUUCCAAAAUGUAAAUCCACUGAGCAUAAGCAAUCUGAUACUAUAGAGGUGUUAGUAAAUUUGUGUCUGUUGCGGGACUACGUGAAUCUUCUUUAAUGGGUUGUCACCUGAAGUAUGUUGAAGCCAGUGCAAAGAUAAUGAAAAAUCUCCGUGGUGCUGCGAGACGUCCACCUUUGGCAGUCACUUCAGGAGUGUUACUGUUCC